Gamsiella multidivaricata is the source of this 1402-nucleotide messenger RNA. RefSeq names its product isocitrate dehydrogenase, NAD-dependent. Gene Ontology annotation, biological process: tricarboxylic acid cycle; isocitrate metabolic process. The transcript has 5 exons. Bases 74 to 1210 code for a protein of 378 amino acids. Gene Ontology annotation, cellular component: mitochondrion. NCBI's taxonomy places the organism in Eukaryota, Fungi, Mortierellomycota, Mortierellomycetes, Mortierellales, Mortierellaceae. The record is from RefSeq and is a predicted model, not a curated record. Gene Ontology annotation, molecular function: magnesium ion binding; isocitrate dehydrogenase (NAD+) activity; NAD binding.
UCUUCUUCCUCUUCUCUUCCUCCUCGCCUUCACCUCCCUCUCCCCUCUCCAUCAACCAACUCCUUCAUUCGACAUGUUCGCCGCCACACGCGCCGCUGUUGCCCUCCAGGGCGUCAAGUCCCUCUCUGCCAAGACCGCCGUGCGCACCAUGGCUUCCCAGGCUGCUAGCACCAUGCCCGGCGCCUUCAACUCCAAGAAGAACGCCAACGGUAACUACACUGUCACCCUGAUCCCCGGUGACGGUAUCGGCCCCGAAAUCUCUGAGUCUGUUGUCAAGAUCUACAAGGCCGCUGGUGUCCCCAUCGAGUGGGAGCCCGUCAGCGUCACCCCUGUUCUCAAGAACGGCAAGGUCGCCAUCCCUGAUGAGGCCCUUCACUCGGUCAAGAAGAACACUGUCGCUCUUAAGGGACCAUUGGCUACCCCUAUCGGAAAGGGUCACGUUUCCCUGAACCUGACUCUCCGUCGUACUUUCAACUUGUACGCCAACGUCCGCCCCUGCAAGUCUGUCGUUGGUUACAAGACCCUCUACGACAACGUCGACACUGUCCUCAUCCGUGAGAACACUGAGGGUGAAUACUCUGGCAUUGAACACGAGGUCGUUGACGGUGUUGUUCAGUCGAUCAAGUUAAUCACCAAGGAUGCCUCCAACCGCUGUGCCCGCUAUGCCUUCAACUAUGCCAAGGAGACUGGCCGCAACCGCGUCACCGCCGUCCACAAGGCCAACAUUAUGAAGUUGUCCGAUGGUCUCUUCUUGGCCUCUUGCCAGGAGGUCGCCCGCGAGUUCCCCGAAGUCAAGUUCGAUGACUUGAUGUUGGAUCGUGCUUGCUUGCAGAUCGUUCAGGAUCCUAGCGUCUUUGCCGACACUGUCAUGGUCAUGCCCAACUUGUACGGAGAUAUUCUUUCCGAUAUGAGCGCUGGUCUCAUUGGAGGUCUCGGCUUGACCCCCUCUGGAAACAUUGGUCGCGAUGCCUCGAUCUUUGAGGCCGUCCACGGUACUGCCCCCGAUAUCGCUGGCCAGGACAAGGCCAACCCCACCGCUCUUCUGUUCUCGUCGGUCCUCAUGUUGAGACAUAUGGGCCUGAACCAGUAUGCUGACCAGAUUGAGAGAGCCACCUUGAAGGUCAUCGCUGACGGCAAGGUUCUGACUGGCGAUCUUGGCGGACGCUCCACCAAUACCGAGUUCACCAACGCCAUCAUCAGCGAGCUUUAAAUACUUGACAGUCGCAUCAGAUCGAAUCGUGCGAAAGAGAACUGGCAAAGGAACAGGCACCCCCAGGCUGUUCGAUUGCAUAACCAGCAUAAUUAUCUCCUCCCUCCCCUCCCCCUUCACAUUGUCAUUUUGUUCAUGUUCAUUUUCUAUUGCUUUUAAAAUAAAAUACCAAGUUUAACAACGCAGAACAAG